AAAGGAAGAAGAAGAAAGAACUGCUCUGACAUUAAAACUUUGUCUGGCCUUCACUCCUCUCUUUGAUCAUUCAAUACAUCAAACUUCUUCUUUUGAUUCAUAAACCCUUUUUUCACUACAAUCCUUUCGUUUCACGUUUCUUUCAUUGACUAUUCUCUCCUCCCUCAUUUCUCUCUCUCUACUCUUUUGUGUGAUAUUUAUUCAAAGAUGCUUACAUGAAAUUUGGUUCUGCUCUGUGAAUCUUUUUUUAUUCUCGUACUCUAAUCAUGAGUGACUCCACUACCAGCGUCUCUCCUUCCUCUGAUUACGCCUCCAUCUCCUCCGGCGACCAGAGUCUUCAGCGGAGUCGAAGGAGUGGAGAUGGAAACAGAGCCAUUGUGCGUGAGUCUCGCCACUGGCAUGAUGUAUUCUGGUCUGCCAUCUUUGUGAUCCACAUGAUUUGUUUGGGAUUUGUGCUCGUGGUGCUUGGACUCAAUAGGUUUAGAAUAUCAGAUAGGUUAAACAUCGAUAGGUACACUCAAGGUUUCUUGGAGAAUCAUAAAGGGUUGACCGAGGAUUACUGGCCUCUCUAUGCUGUUGCUGGUGGGAUUGGAGUCUUUAUUAGUUGGGUUUGGUCAUUGCUGCUUGGCUCUUACGCCAAUGAGAUGAUGAAAGUUUCUGUUCACAUCUUAACUACCUAUCUAGCUGUAGUUAGUGUACUAUGUUUCUGGUGCAGACAGUUCUUCUGGGGUGGUGCAUUCGCCGUUGGAGCUCUGUUGCAGUUCUUGUAUGUUAUUUCAGUUAUUGACAGACUUCCUUUCACCAUGCUGGUUCUGCGGAAAGCGUUGAAAUUAGUUUGGGGACUUCCUAAGGUGAUAAUGGUGGCGCAUGCUUUCACAGUGGUCAUGCUUCUGUGGAUGUCUCUAUGGUCUUUUGGAGCAGCUGGUGUUGUGGCAUCGAGCAUGGGCGAUGAAGGACGCUGGUGGCUUCUUGUGGUUCUUUCGGUUAGCUUAUUCUGGACAGGCGCUGUGCUGUGUAACACUGUCCACGUAAUAGUUUCUGGGAUGGUGUUUCAUGUUCUCUUUCACUGUGGUCAAGAAGAGUCAUCAUCGUUGCCUCCUAGCUCUUUAAUAGACUCGCUUAGGUACGCCGUGACAACAUCUUUUGGGAGCAUAUGCUACGGAUCACUCUUCACUGCGGCCAUUAGAACACUUCGCUGGGAGAUAAGGGGAUUCCGUUCCAAGAUUUGUGGAAACGAAUGCCUACUUUGCUGCGUUGAUUUCUUGUUUCAUCUAGUUGAAACUCUAGUUCGGUUUUUUAACAAGUAUGCCUAUGUCCAGAUUGCAGUGUAUGGAAAAGGAUUCAACAAAUCAGCGAGAGACGCGNUCUGA
Camelina sativa (false flax) is the source of this 1370-nucleotide messenger RNA. NCBI's taxonomy places the organism in Eukaryota, Viridiplantae, Streptophyta, Magnoliopsida, Brassicales, Brassicaceae. The record is from RefSeq and is a predicted model, not a curated record.